Sphaerodactylus townsendi is the source of this 3261-nucleotide messenger RNA. RefSeq names its product BTB domain containing 3 (gene BTBD3). The record is from RefSeq and is a predicted model, not a curated record. Gene Ontology annotation, biological process: cerebral cortex development; neurogenesis; dendrite morphogenesis. Gene Ontology annotation, cellular component: cytosol. The transcript is spliced from 4 exons. The coding region runs from base 419 to 1978 and encodes 519 amino acids. Gene Ontology annotation, molecular function: protein binding. Lineage: Eukaryota; Metazoa; Chordata; Lepidosauria; Squamata; Sphaerodactylidae.
GCCCGUCUGCCUCCAUCCGCAGGGCUGCAACACCUACUGUGCUCAGAUCCCUUCAACACACAACUUGAGCCAGCUGAGGAGCAGGCAGGCGUAUCUGGCUCCCGCCUGCGUGCUCUGCACAGCAUCCCACUCUCCAGGUGAUGCGGUUCCCGGGCGUUUGGGGGAAAGCUCUCGCGAGUCGAUGAAGCUGGGAAUCAUGUUGGGGAGAAGUUUAACCGGACAAGUAUUGGAUCAAACUUAAAAAAAGAAAGAAUAAGCUGACGUCUUAUUCAUCACCCCGAGAAAAGGUCACCUUGUCUUGCUGGCAAAGAAUCCCAUUCUCGCCUUUUGCAGCUCUCUGUUUUAGCACCUUCUGCUCUGCCUGUGUGUGUGUGUGUGUUUCCUAGUUAAGCUCCCUGUCAAACAGACGAGGAUACUCAUGGUAGAUGACAAGGGAAAGAACAUGAAAUGUCUCACCUUCUUCUUGAUGCUUCCAGAGACAGUGAAGAACCGGUCCAAGAAAAGCUCCAAGAAGGCAAACAGCGCGAGCAGCAGCAAGUUACCUCCAGUUUGCUAUGAAAUCAUUACCUUGAAGACUCGGAAGAAGAAGAAGAUGGCUGCUGAUAUUUUCCCCCGAAAGAAGCCGGCGAACAGUAACUCAGCUGCCGUCCAGCAGUUCCACCAGCAGAAUAUCAAUAACAACAAUAUCAUCCCCGCUCCCAACUGGCAAGGACUGUACCCCACCAUCCGAGAAAGAAACGCGGUGAUGUUCAACAACGACUUGAUGGCAGACGUUCAUUUUGUGGUUGGGCCACCAGGUGGGACCCAGCGGCUGCCAGGACACAAAUACGUCUUAGCUGUCGGGAGCUCCGUGUUCCACGCCAUGUUUUAUGGAGAGCUUGCAGAGGAUAAAGAUGAAAUCCGGAUCCCAGAUGUGGAGCCCGCGGCUUUCCUGGCCAUGCUGAAAUACAUAUAUUGCGAUGAAAUCGACUUGGCCGCUGACACGGUUCUGGCAACGCUUUACGCAGCCAAGAAAUACAUCGUCCCUCACCUGGCCCGUGCUUGCGUGAACUUCCUAGAAACCAGCUUGAGCGCCAAAAACGCUUGCGUGCUGCUCUCCCAGAGCUGCUUAUUCGAGGAACCGGACCUGACCGAACGGUGCUGGGAAGUGAUCGAUGCCCAGGCCGAGCUGGCUUUGAAAUCCGAAGGGUUCUGCGACAUUGAUUUUCAGACGCUUGAAAGCAUCCUCCAGAGGGAGACCCUGAAUGCCAAAGAGAUUGUGGUUUUCGAGGCUGCUCUCAGCUGGGCCGAAGUGGAGUGCCAACGGCAAGAGCUGCCCGUGAGCAUAGACAAUAAACGCAAAGUCCUCGGGAAGGCGCUGUAUCUCAUCCGCAUCCCCACAAUGGCGCUCGAUGACUUCGCCAACGGCGCCGCCCAGUCUGGGAUCCUGACUCUCAAUGAAACGAACGAUAUCUUCCUGUGGUACACGGCGGCCAAAAAGCCAGAGCUGCAGUUUGUGAGCAACGCCCGGAAGGGCCUCGUCCCGCAGCGCUGCCACCGUUUCCAGUCCUGCGCCUACCGCAGCAACCAGUGGCGUUACCGGGGCCGGUGCGACAGCAUACAAUUUGCCGUCGACAAACGAGUUUUCAUUGCCGGCUUCGGGCUGUACGGCUCCAGCUGCGGGUCGACCGAAUACAGCGCGAAGAUUGAACUCAAACGCCAAGGCGUUAUCCUAGGGCAAAACUUGAGCAAGUAUUUCUCAGAUGGAUCUAGCAACACUUUCCCGGUGUGGUUCGAGUAUCCGGUGCAGAUCGAACCAGAUACCUUUUACACGGCUAGUGUGAUUCUGGAUGGCAACGAACUCAGCUAUUUCGGACAGGAAGGCAUGACGGAGGUGCAGUGCGGGAAAGUAACUGUCCAGUUCCAGUGCUCUUCGGAUAGCACCAAUGGGACCGGGGUCCAAGGAGGGCAGAUUCCAGAACUUAUCUUUUACGCCUGAAAGGAGAGGGUUUCCGCGCCCAGGAGAGUGUGUUGACCUGAUGUACAUGUCUAAUUUCAAAACCGGUUUGAGCUCAGCUUAUUUUCUGCAGAGAUGCGACAGUUCCGGUAAUAUGUUCCUAAAUGCGGUUUUAACGCUUGCUGUAUUUUUAUAGCCUAAACAUAAUAAUCAUCUUUGACUGGAAAGUCCCAAGGACAGGCAAACUGGCAAAUUAAGAGUCAGUUUCUCUGUCUUCCCACAGACGCUGUUACUGGUGGAAGAAGGGAUCGAUGCCCCUCUUUGGUGCCAAAACGUCCCCCCCCCCCCAAUUAGUUUAAAAAGUGGGUCAUCUUUGCAUAGACAACUUCCCUACAGACUUCUUGGGACCCUGGUUAGUUCUGUUUUUCGGCUUCUUGGUUGCCCCCUUGGUGUUGCGACAUCGCUACCACGCUCCAGUUUGGCUAAGUGAAUGCUGGCCGGGUAGACCAUAUCUUUUGGGCUCUCUGACGUGUUCUGCUCUGAUGCUGGGCAGCCCCUUUGAUUGAGAAGGUCUUUUUCUUUGCAUACAAGGGAAUUUAGUUAUAAAAGAUGGAAAGCUGGGGCUCAACACUUGAUUGACCAGUAUGUAGGAGCCCCCCUCACUUAGCCAGCUAUUUUCAAGAGGACUACAGCGGAAAAAGAACAGUGGAUUGUUUUGUGAGGAACGAGAUGGCUGAAUCUUGCCUUCUCUUUCACUUCUUCACAGAGCUUCUUUUCACACACGUUUUUAAGUCUGGAAAUACUGGCAUACAGACGACAUAAGAACAUAAGAACUAGCCUGCUGGAUCAGACCAGAGUCCAUCUAGUCCAGCACUCUGCUACUCGCAGUGGCCCACCAGGUGCCUUUGGGAGCUCACAUGCAGGAUGUGAAAGCAAUGGCCUUCUGCUGCUGCUGCUCCUGAGCAUGACCCCCACUAUUACGUAUUACGCUGGUGUAUCAAAACAAAUAGCCUGACUUGGGUGUCCCAGGCAAGCCCUAUCUUCUCAGAUCUUGGAGCUAAGCAAGGUCAGCCCGGGUUAGUACUUGGAUUGGAGACCACCAAGGAGGUCCAGGGUUGUUACGCAGAGGAAGGCAGUGACGAGUCACCCCUGCUUGUCUCUUGCCCUGACCUGGAUGGCCCAUGCUAGUCACACCUUGGCUGCUAAGGUGAGUCAGCCUUGGUAAGUACUUGGAUGGAAGACCACCAAGGGCAGCCCAGGGUCACUAUGCUGAGGCAGGCAAUGGCAGACCAACUCUGAGCAUCUUUUGCCUUGAAAGCCCUAUG